Molecule: messenger RNA, 7535 nt
Organism: Pogonomyrmex barbatus (red harvester ant)
Lineage: Eukaryota; Metazoa; Arthropoda; Insecta; Hymenoptera; Formicidae
Biological process (GO): cellular response to hormone stimulus; positive regulation of transcription by RNA polymerase II
Cellular component (GO): nucleus
Molecular function (GO): protein dimerization activity; nuclear receptor binding
Source: RefSeq, a predicted model, not a curated record
GUGGUAUCUAUCCCGGUGUCUUCGGCACGCGCGUGCCGAAUCCGCGUCAGUCUGUGCGCUCUCUCGGCCUCGACGACCGUGCGAAUUCUUCUCGCGUAGCGACGACGGUUCGAUCAAAGCGAGCCUAGUUGAAUCACGUUGCGAAAGAAAGUCUCUAGUCUCUUGAUGCGCGAUCCAAAGGGAGAUAUCGAAGAGAGAGAUACAGGUACAAAAGGUACAAAAUGGUAAGGUAAAAGCUUUUUGUUAAGUGCGAUAAAAUAACGGAGGUAAAAUCGAAGAUCACGGAGAAAUAAUCGAAGAUCACGAGUGAGGAAGCAACGUGGUACGUGGAGUGAGGAUAAUUUGUGAAGUCAAACGAAGGAGAAAUACGGGUGAGACGUUCGGAGCGAUCAAGAUCGAAAAAUCGCCGUCGCCAACUAGGUUAAGCAAAAAUUUCGCCACAUCUACCGUGUGUCGAUUGCAAGCCGCUGUUCCAGUGUGUCCGCGUGUGCGUAACGGCCCGCCACACACGUGUAUGUACGAGCGCGCACCAGCCUUCGCGCGCAUACAUACACCCUCACACAUACGCGCCGUUCGUUCGGCGGCCAAUGUAGACGAGGAGGGAGGAGGAGAGGAACAAAAAGAGGAGAGGUGGUCUAUCGUCGGAGCGAGGAGCGUAGCACGAAUGAGAGAAGGGAGGAAUGGAAAGAGUGGAGGCUCUUAGACGCGGCACAAGAGGGGCAUCACGGACCGCGGGUAGACGAGGGGAGUGAGAGGGACUCCGUGACAACUGGGUGACGGCUGCGUGGAUACACGCCACUCGUGAUGCAAGGUGCUUUCCUACGCGAUAAGUGGUGACGUCGGCAGAAGUGCGAGAGCGAGAAUUUCGAGACGACUUGCGCUACCGCGAGCGAGACGCGCGCGCGAGCGCACGCGCGUUUUCCCUCUCGCGGAGGAGAGCUGCAAAUAGAGCGCCGGCUAGAGCGGUCCUGAAAAGAGAGGAAGGGGCGAUAGCGCGGAGAAAUUCAGAAAUUGCAGACGGUUUCGAGGGGAGGAGACGGUGCUUAAGAAGACGAUGAUACCGCGAUUUCUUUUUUAUCGCGAUUUGAAUUUUUGAAAUCUGAGAUUUUUUUUCGAAUAGCUAUAUAUAUUUCUCAACGAUCGUGUGAUUAAAUUUUGAGUGAUUUGAAUUCUUUGUCACGGUGCUUCACGAGUGAUUUCAAUUUCGAUUUCGAAUCUUUGAGACGUUGGGAAAAAUUGAAAAUCUGUGAAAUGAAGAUAUUGCACUUUGAAAGAAUCAUAAAUAUUGAAACGAUCGGAUCACUUGGGAUUUAUGUUGAAUAGUAUUUUGCAGGCGAGUUACAUUUGCGAGUGCGGAGUGUCAAGUGACUGAAGCGGAGCUUUCUCGAAUGCGUGCGGAAUUGGUCGCAAAAAUAGGCGGAAAUCUUCAACAACACGAGUAUCAACACGAGUGUUUGGUUUGUCGAUCGAACUGCUGACAAGAAUUUUCGAAUGAGUUCCGCCUGGAAAGUCCGCGUCGGCGAAUAUUGAUUCUAUGCUCAGAUUACGAUUCUCGCGCAGGAAAUUACGAAUCCUCGAGGCAGCUAUGAGAUCGAUCGUCGAAAAACAUCGCAGUCUCGAAGAGUCAUCGAGAUCGCUGUACGUUCCGUCGAAUCGGACUACGCGCUCAAUGCUAAAGAAACGUUUGUACGAUCGUGAUGUCAGGAGUGUUAGUGUCUGCGAGUGAAUAAAAGCGAAAGGCGAGAAAAAUCUUCGAUGAUGGAGAAACGAAAUGCGCGGUCUGGCCCGUGUGAAUUGCAAGACCCGUUGUGGGUCAAAAUGAGUGCGAUUACUGGUGGCAUUACCAAGAAAAGAAAGAAAUCAGAUGCGAAGCCUCAGUCGCAGAUUAAUAAGUGCCUUAACGAAAAAAGACGACGGACCCAAGAGAACUUGUAUAUCGAUGAGCUUGCCGAGCUGAUUUCCGCCACGGACAUGAGCUCUGGCAAGACUGACAAAUGCCAGAUCCUUCAGAGAACCGUCGAUCAGAUUCGGCACUUUAGGCAACAAGAAGGCUCCAAUAGUCAUGCCGUACAACAGGGGGAAGUGUCCUCGUCAAAUCCUAAUAUACUGUCCAACGAUCAAGUUGGCCCUAUCUUACUCGAGGCGCUAGACGGCUUUCUGUUCGUUGUAAAUACAGAAGGCCGCGUGGAGUACGUAACGGAUAACAUAGCGCAGUACAUAAACUAUACGAAAGAUGAUGUACUCGGAAAGGAUAUUUACAACAUUAUUCAUCAUGGAGAUCACAACACCUUCCUGCCUAAUUUGUUUCCUAUGUCGUUAGGCUGGACUAGCGAGCCGCAGCUUCAGACCAAGAAUCGCACUUUCAAUUGUCGCUUCUUGGUAAAGCCUCCCGAUGAUAAGAACGAGACUAUGGAAGAGAAGCAACAGCGAGUAUCGAAAUACGAGUCUAUGCAAAUCUGUUCUGCUCUUCUGCCCAGUAACGCCGAUCGUCUAGAAAGCGGUGAUGUAUCUUCUGAGUCGUCAGACAAUGGCCCUUCCGCGAUGUGUGUAGCGCGUAGAAUACCGCCGAACGAGAAGCCCAUUGGUACUCCCGUUGAGCAAUUCACCGUCAAAUUGGAUACCACCUGGAAGAUUAUCGCGGUCGACGUCAGUUGGUUAUCCCCCGCUUACUCCAAGUACCUAAGCAAGGACCUGAUAGGCACAACAAUUAAAGAUUUGUGCCACCCUCAUGAUCUCACUACGCUCACGAAGCAUUUGAGCGAUACGAUCCAAGUCGGAGAAAGUACGAGCGAUGUAUACCGACUGCGCGUUAGUCCUGAUAAGUUCCUUAAGAUUCAAACAAAGUCAAAAUUUUUCAAAGCGAAUGUGAUGAAUACGCAAGAUAGCGAUUUCAUGAUGGCAACCAAUUCCAUCAUCGGGGACAAUGACUUAAUGCCUAUCGAGGGUGGUCAGCUUUCCAACAACAAAGUGUGCUCAGGACACCCUAGCAACCGUUGUGCGAAUAAUAGUAAUAAUAAUAACGGUAACAAUAACAAUAAUGUGGGUGGCCCGCUAAUGUCCGUCGCGCAUCUGAACGGUCAAGUGAGUAGUAUCAGUGCCCGCGGUAUGACGACAGCCGCCACGUCGUCGAACUCGAUCGUCUUUAGCACGGGGACAACUGGCGGCGGCGGCGGUGGCGGUGGUGGUAGCAGUGAUACGUGCAACCCCCUAACGUCACUGAGCUCGUCGGUCGGCAAUCCGUUCAACCACUUUUCGGAAAAUAUGGACCUGGAAUUCGAACUCUUUCCCAGUUCCACAUGGGACUUGGACGGUAGCGCCGGAUGGGCAGGUAGACCGGAGUCGAGAACGAGCGGGCCACCGAAUUCACGACCGCCUUCCCAGCCAGCUCCGACAUCGCCGAGUUCGCAGGGAACCUUCUCUAACGCGGUGGUAGCUCCUCACUGCAGUCCCCUACGCUCGUUCAGCCCGACGACGGUCAGCGCGGCUCACACCUUCAGUAAUUCGUUCCCCUUCAGUCCGCUUCAGGAGACCACGCAGACGUCCACGUUGAGCAAUAAUGCCAUCAGUAUCAACACCAACGGUGGUGGUAGUAGCAGCGGGGUCGGCGGUGGCAUUGGUAGUGUCGGCGGUGGCACCGCUACGACGACCAUGAAACGAACGGAAGAGAGCAACAAGAGUGGAUGUCCUACUAGCAAUAGUGGCGGCGGUGUUGUCAUGGACAAUACGACCACGAGGACCAGCAGCACUGCCGUCACUGCCGUCGAGACUCAGAAUAACAGUGUUAUGUCCACCGAAUCCGGUAGACUAAGAAACUUACUGACGAAGGGUCCGAGUGCUAGUGAGGAUAGUCAGGACAAUACGAAUAAUGAUUCGGAGAAUCCAAACAAGCAUCGGAUAUUGAAGAUUCUGUUGAAUCAACAGGACGAAGAUGAUUAUCAUUCUGAACAUAAAGUGCGUACGAGUCCUAGCAACAUGCCAAAGUCGAGCAUGGAGCACCCUAAACCGUCGGUUGGUAACAACAUGUUACUACAAUUAUUGAACGAGAAAAAUGACGACGAGAACGAGGAGACACGUGCUGGGUUAAAGACUAGAAAUGAACUUCUGCAACAGUUGAUGAAGGACGGGGACGAAGAAAGAAAGUUACCGGAACAGAAACGAGAAGGUGAUUCUUUUCUGCGGUCUCUUGGAUUUGGAAAUACCCCGCCGUCUCCGUCACAAUCUGGUGAUCAUAUAAGUCUCGGGAGCACGACGCAGGUAGGCCAAAAGAGACCAGGAGAGGAUAGCGAUUUGAAUGUAGUCGUGAAACGAUCUGUGGAUGGCUCGCAUCAAGUGUCUUCUUCGGGGAUGGGCACUGCGAGUAACGCAACGAGCAAGCUAUGGGAGAAGAACAAAAUGUUGGCAUCCUUACUGGCAAAACAGCCACCACAGCCAACAAAUAUCCCACCGAUUCCUGCAUCUGUGAUAUCAGCAACGCCACAGGACAAGCUGCCUCGUUUAAAACAACAGCAGCAGCAGCAACAGCAGCAGCAGCAACAACAACAGCAGCAGCAACAGCAACCACCACAACAACAGCAGCCACCGCAGCCACAACAGCCUUGGACUGGUGGCAGUAUGCAAGUUGGUGGUAAUAAUGCGAUUACGACGACUGCGACGUCGGCGCGUCCUCUCCAAAGCCAGUUGAGACAACUACCUCGUCAAGCAGCAACCAAUAUCUACCUCAGUCAUAUGCUAAGUCAGCAACAAAGGCCCCAUAUGGGAUCAAUCGAGUCCGAGUUUGCGGGCAGCGGAGAAUAUUGUCAGACUAGUAACGAUCCAACGAGUUGUGUCAAUCAGUCAUCCGAUCCGGAUCUCUCGGAAAUUUUGGAUCAAGUUAUUGAGUUUGUUCCAGAUGAAGCUAUCACAGCAACAAUCAAUUUUCUCCGGGGAGCAAUAUUGCAGGCGAGUACGUGUGACAGCGAAACUAAUCUUCUAGAUGCUAUGGAAGCGCCACAAAACGAGACGAUGGCAAUUAGUCUUAUACAAAAGUCGUUGAUGUUGUGCGAAAAAGCCGUGAAUUCGACGUCUUCCACCAUAACUAUGCCUGUCACGCCUCCAGCUUAUUCUACUGCGUUGGGAACCACACUUGUGACAACUACUCACAGUUACCAGCCACCUCCUAUAUACCAACAGCCUAGAAUGAGGUUCAAUACCCAACAAGGUGUUAGGCAAACCGGUCAAUUUACACAGUUACAGUUGCAACAACAACGUUCUAAACUUAUGCAACAACAACAACAACAACAACAGCAACAGCAGCAGAAGCAACGAUUAUUGCAGCAGCAGCAACAACAGCAGCUGCUUAUCCCUUCGAAUGCCACUGCGACAGACCAAAUUAGUAGUGGCAUUCAUAACAUCGACAACCUUUUAAACAAUACUGUUGCGCCACCGAAUGUGUCAUUACAGCGAUCGAGUGUCCCAGAUUCACAAGUCUCUCCAGGCUAUGGGGGAUCCGUCCAAAUGGCUUCUGGUCACCGACUCGCUCACUCAUAUUCUCAUCCAUCGACGAUACCACAGCACCAUAUUGUGAAUAACAACUUUAAUAGUGGUCAACAAGUGUCUGCCGCUGCGAGGCUUUCGCCACAUUCUCCUGCAGGUAUCCUGUCGUUUUCUCACCCGCAACCAUUAUCGCCACGGGUGGCACAAGGCAAUUACGGCAACACACCGAGAUUAUUCAACGUGAACCAGGUGAGGCCACAGCAGCAGGUCACGACGCAGCAACAAUUGCAACAGCAACAGCAACAACGAUCGAUGCCCUCACCGGGGACAGCAGCUUCUGCUCGGCAAUCCCCAUUUCCUGCAGAAGCAUUUCCUCCACCGACGUCGCCUACAGCCAGCCAGUUUCCACCGGGUCCCAAUACCGGUGCGCCAAAUUCGUCGGCUCAGUAUCGGCUGCAACGGACAACAUCUACGCCUUCUUCUACGACGCAAUUGCCAGGUGGGAUCGGUUCGCCUCGGCACUACGGCGGCGUGAGUAAGGAACAACCUCUUCUUUCACCUAGUCAUUCACACUCGGCUUGCCCGGCAACACCUACUCAUAAUCAACAUAACGCCACCAAUACACAACACUUCUCGAGCCAACAACAUACCCCCAUGUUAUACCAACACACCAACGCCAACACUAUCAACACGGCAGACAUGCAGAACAGUCAGUUCUGUUACGAUCGGUCGUCAGUACCGCUCUAUCCGCCUGGCGGGGAGGCGCAAGAUGCCAGGUCACUGCCUUCUGGUAAUCCCGUCAAUCACCAAAUGGGUGGUAAUGCCAGUACGUCGGAAUUUGUGCGGCAAGAACUGAGGGCGAUUGUCGGCGCACGAACGCAACAACAGCAGCAACAGCAGCAACAGAGAGUGCCCAACAAUCUACAGAAUAAUCUUUCUGGUCAAGUUUCUCAGGAUGAUCUUGAAGCACUUGGUCUGACGUUCGAGAUGCCUUCUGCAGGUGAGGCUGUGGUUAGCGAUGGCCCCGCCAAGAUCUGGGGGAGCGCCGGAAGUGCCCCCUCGUCCUCCAGGAUUACUAUGGAGGAGGCCCGAGGUGAUCCAACGAAAUCGUCGUCGUUGCUGCAGAAGCUACUAUCCGAGUGACUACAGGCCACCAUCCCAUCAUGCAGUAAAGAGUUAUAUGUAAUAUAUUUUUGAGUGUGUGAGAAGCGGAAUGCAGAUACAGGACGUAAAAACGUGGAGUAAAGUAAAAAAUGCGAGAGAGAAAGAGAGAGAAAUGCACGAGAAAAUAAAAAAAGAGAGUUAUAAAAUGCAUAUAAACUUAUACGUAAUGGAUACUAUUGUAUUAUAUGUAACGUCACACAUGGAGUCAGUAUUCAUAUACGUAUCACCAAAUACAAUGCAAAACUAGCGCGCGGUGCUCUCUAGAAUGUUGCCCGUCAGCCGAAGAAAAGGGACGAGCGAGAUCGGGAGAGAGAAAGAGAGUGAGAGAUAGAAAGAUAGAAAAAAAAGGAGAAUAAAGAACUUGUUCCCUCUUUUCUCUUACUUUUCGAACUCGGAGGACCAAAAGUUUCCGUUUCCGUUUGGCUGUGUCAAGAUUUCCUGGCCGAGCACGCGGCUCGUCGGGAAUAUCGAGGUCGCGACGUUUCCAUCGCUCUUCUUUUUUUCUUUCUUUUUCCUUUUUCGCUUUGUUGAGGAAAAUCUUCCUUUCAUCGAGCUCUCUCGACCCUGCUUUGGUUGACCGGAGAUAUAUGUCGUAUCGUAUAUUGAGAUAACGCUGUGACGAUCACAGGCAUACGAUGAACCCACAUCCGCAUUUUACCUGUCGAUACGUGUGUACUUGUGUUAAUGCUUGCGUGUGCAUGCGUGUGCGUUGUGUGCAUGUGUGUGAGUGUGUGAGUGUGUAUCGCGUUCUCCGUCAGUAUUGUAUUUGGUAUAUCACAAGGGUGGAAAAAAGAGGAGAGGAAACUACAUAUAGGUACCUCAAAAAAGGUAUACUUUACUAUACCACUGGCUGUUGAAGAUAGAUAAUAUUUAUAGGAUUUAAUUAUUCUAUACACAGA